Molecule: messenger RNA, 1607 nt
Organism: Syzygium oleosum
Lineage: Eukaryota; Viridiplantae; Streptophyta; Magnoliopsida; Myrtales; Myrtaceae
Product: beta-1,4-xylosyltransferase IRX9-like
Exons: 3
Coding region: 315-1328 (337 amino acids)
Biological process (GO): plant-type secondary cell wall biogenesis; glucuronoxylan biosynthetic process
Cellular component (GO): Golgi membrane
Molecular function (GO): xylosyltransferase activity; galactosylgalactosylxylosylprotein 3-beta-glucuronosyltransferase activity
Source: RefSeq, a predicted model, not a curated record
AACCAAAUUCCUGUGUUCGCCAAGUUGAAUUAAAUUAUUAAAUUCGGGCAUACACAUCAAGGUUGCCUGUGACAAUCAACAACUAUUAAGGAUCUUUCCCCUGCUCCUUACCUCUCCCAAAUACAAACCUUCACUCUAGAUCCAAAUUAUCAAUAUUUUAAUACUGCUUCUUUUAUCUACAUUAUUAGCUCCUCUGCCCAUAAAAUAUUAUAAAUGACUACAGUGUAGUGCAUCAAACCUCAUUGUCAGUGGGUUAAUUUAUUUCUGCCUCAAAAGCUCAAGAUUCUCGUGACUCUUAACUUGUUUCUGCAGAGAUGGGAUCGGUGGAAAGAUCAAAGAAGAAAGCGCAAUAUUGGAAAAGAGCCAUUUUCCGUUUCUCUGUAUGCCUCCUUAUCGGUUUCUUCACAGGCUUCGCUCAGACAAUUAAAGCCUUCACUUUCGCCGGUCGUGUAGCGGUCACCUCGGAUAAAGCGGAUUUCUCUCCUCACACAGAGCCAAUAUCUAGGACAAGCGUUGUCGUCAACGCGAGUUUGAAAGCCGAGACAGCGGCCGUGGCUGCUUUAGCUGGAGGAGAGGAUCAGUUGCAGGAAGAAGAAGAAGAGGAAGUCGAAUUGAUUCCAAGAAGACUCCUCAUAAUUGUCACACCUACAGGGACAAAAGACAAGUUUCGAGGGGUGUUCCUAAGAAGGUUGUCCAACACUUUGAGACUUGUUCCUGCACCGUUGCUCUGGAUCAUUUUGGAGGGACAAUCCCAAUCCAAUGAAGUAUCGGAAAUACUCAGGAACACCGGCAUCAUGUACCGACAUUUGGUGUCCAAGGGGAACUUCACCGACCCGGAAGCAGAAACUGAUCAUCAGUUCAACGUUGCUCUACAUCACAUCGAGCACCACCGGAUAAGUGGGAUCCUCCAUUUUUCGAUGAUUUCGAAUACUUAUGAUUUGGACUUCUUUGAGGAACUCAGGGAGAUAGAGGCGUUGGGAAAGUGGCCAGUGUGCAAAACUACUUCACAAGCUGGAGGAUGGCAUGAUGGUGACAAGAGCAAUGGCACAGACCCAAGACCUCCAUUGAUGAUGAUUCAUCCUUCAAGUUUUGCAUUCAACAGUUCUAUUCUGUGGGACCCUGAAAAAUGGGGUCGACCUUCGUCAUCUGCUCAUCCGACCACCACCACGACCAACGCCGCCCAGGACCUGUCGAAGUUUGUGAAGCAAAUUGUUCUUGAAGAUGACGCGGCACUAAAGGGUGUUCAAGGAAAAGAUUGCUCCAAGAACUUGGUUUGGCAUCAGGAAAUCCAGGUUAAUAUUGGGAAGUCAAAAAUUGAACAGUUAUGAGGAAAGUCCAAAAACAUGCAGGGGAAGCAAUGAAGGCAUUUCUAACUCAUUUGAAAAAAAUAAUUUAUCCUGUAUCAAUUAUUUUUCCCUGUAAAUUUGUCGAUUUUCAUUUUAUCAUUAGUCGAGUAUAAAGCCAUAAUUGAUUUUGGUGUAGUUCUGCUUUAAUUCUGUUUUUGUUUUUUGGAGUCAAUUGUGCAAUCAGACAUUGUACAGAUCACAAUAAAUUUAAGGAAAUGGCAAGCAAAUUGGCUUAGCCUUGAAGAUCACACCAAUUUGAUG